This is a messenger RNA of Impatiens glandulifera, 531 nucleotides long. Its product is annotated as non-specific lipid-transfer protein 2-like. Lineage: Eukaryota; Viridiplantae; Streptophyta; Magnoliopsida; Ericales; Balsaminaceae. The record is from RefSeq and is a predicted model, not a curated record. Gene Ontology annotation, biological process: lipid transport. The coding region runs from base 39 to 353 and encodes 104 amino acids. The transcript has a single exon.
UUAAACACACACAAACACACUCAAUAGCCCCUACAAAGAUGAAAGUGAUUGCAUCUUCUUCGUACUUGGCAGUGCAGGCAUCAUUGGUGCUGGUCCUGAUCCUAAUCUUGCAAGAGGGGGCGGUGAACAGAACCAUGGCGGCUACAAUCAGCUGCAAGGCGAUGGAGUUAAGCCCGUGCGCCGUGGCCAUAGUGUCGGCGAAGCCCCCAUCUGCGGUUUGCUGCAGAAAGAUAAAGCAGCAGAGGCCGUGUCUCUGCCAGUACCUAAAGGAUCCAAACCUUAAGAAGUUUGUCAAUUCUCCCAAUGCCAGGAAAGUUGCUGUCACAUGUGGCACCCCAUAUCCAAGGUGCUAAAUUAAUUAUGAUAUUCACCUACAUGAUAUAUCUAUAUGUAUCAUGAUAUAUAUAUUAAUUAUUACCUAGUAAUCUCCUUGUCUUGUGGCUGUCACAAGGAUUUGUUUUGUUUGUGUGUUAAUUUGUCAAUGUAAUGUAUCCUUAGUACUAUAUAUGUCAAGUACUUAUGUUUUAUUUC